Carya illinoinensis is the source of this 3169-nucleotide messenger RNA. RefSeq lists its product as uncharacterized. Bases 370 to 2994 code for a protein of 874 amino acids. NCBI's taxonomy places the organism in Eukaryota, Viridiplantae, Streptophyta, Magnoliopsida, Fagales, Juglandaceae. The record is from RefSeq and is a predicted model, not a curated record. Gene Ontology annotation, molecular function: protein binding. The transcript has 10 exons.
UCUUUUGAUGAAUUUGUUAUAUUUAAGGGUCCAUAAAACAAAUAUGACAUAAAGUCCCAACUAAUUUUGCAUCUCAGUAAAGUUUGAAGAAUAUAUAAGCUCUAACUAAUUUUCAGUAACUUAAUACGAGAAUCGCAGCAGAUAUACCCUGCAAGCGACAGAAACACACCGACCGACACAGUGUUGAUGGAAUAAAUUUAUGAUCUUUGGACUGUUAGGGUCAAAGUAGUGUUCGCGUGCAUCACAUUUUGUGGCACCACCCAGGAAAUUGGUUUCGAGUAUAAAUAAAGGCAACCAAUCUCCCCAAUAUGCUCACCCAGCUGCUAUCUAUCUGUUUAAUUUGUCUUUAGCUCAAUUCUUUGCCAAACAAUGGCAUACAUUCGAAGUGAUACGAUCGAAGAGCGUCCUAAUGAGAAUAGGCAGGUUACCAAGAACAAGUUGUUCAGAAUGGCAAUGGAAGGCAAAUGGGAAGAAGUUGCCAAGCUGUUUGAACGAGACGAAUGGACUCAAACGGCCAAAAUCACCAAUUCAGGAGACACUGCAUUACACAUAGCUAUCUCCGUUGGCAAAGAAGAUAACGUCAGACAACUUACAGAAUCAAUUUGGGAACCAUCCCGACUCAGACAGGUUCUUGAGAUUCAGAACGACCGAGGGAAUACCCCACUCCAUUCUGCUGCAUCAAUGGGGAAUGUUGCCAUGUGUCAAUACAUUGCAACAGUUUAUCCAGAAUUGGUGGGUGCUACUAAUAAUAACGGGGAUACCCCUUUUGUAAUGGCAGCACUGCAUGGUGAAAAAGCAGCUUUCUUUUGUCUUCACUUUAUCUGUCUCGAUAAGAACAUGAAUGGCUAUGGGUUUUCCAGGAGGAAGAAUGGUGACACCAUCCUUCAUUGUGCCAUUGCUGGGGACUACUUCGAUUUGGCAUUUCAAAUAAUUCAAUUGUAUCCGCUACUGGCACGCUGUGUAAAUCAAGAAGGAGUCACUCCUCUCCAUCUACUAGCGAGCAAGCCUUCAGCUUUUAGAAGCAGUAGCCACCUUGAAGGAUACUACAAAAUCAUUUAUCACUGCAUAUUGGUUGAUCAGCUCGAGGUGGAAGCAUCCGGCAAGCAGCCAGAGAGAACCGAUAGUCCCGGGGAUAAAAAGAAUCUGAAUCCAGAGACGUACAGAGCAUGCAAAGACUUGUUCCAAUUGUUUUGGAGAAUGGUUCUCGGUGUGACAGGGAAUAACAGCAAUGGAGAGGAAACAAAGACAAAAACUGAAAGUAAAGGUAGAGAGAAAACAGAUGCAGAGAACCCUCGGCCAAAGGCAGGACGUCCAGGGGUUGAACAAAACUUCUGGCCGGAACCAUCUGAUGACCAGCCAACGGGAAUAGAUAGUGGCGGGAACAAAAAGACUCCGGCUUAUCCAGAGAACUACAGAACCUGCAACGACUUCUUCAAAUUGUUGUGGAAAAUGGUUCUAGUUGUCACAGGCAUAAAUAGUGCAAAAUCAGAUGCAGAGAACAAUAAAGUACGGAAGGCAAGACAUGGAACUGAUGAGUUAUUUCCAGCUAAUUAUCGCACCUGCAUUGAAUUUGUCAAGCUUGCGAACAAGGCAUUGCUCAUGUUUCUUGGAUUAGGACUCACCGCAAUAACAAAUAUAGAGAGCAACAAACAGAAGCACACAUGGGCCGUUCAAAUCUUGAACGAACUUCUAGGACUUCAUUCCACAUAUGAAGAUGCUUCCCCAUAUGGCGGAGAUCAUGCGCCCGAGUCUACACAAUCCCGAACAAACGAAUUAGAAGAAACAAUGCCUUACGAUCUUGAUCCUGAUCAACUGAUCAGUAGUGAAACUCCGCCCACUGAUUCUACGAAAACUGCGGGAAGUGAUGCCCAAAAACUUGUGUUAUUGGCAGGGAUGGAGGAAACCCUUAAAACGGCGAAGACGAUCUUAUUAAUUGAUUCUAAAUGGAGCAUCAAUGAUAUUACGAAGAAAGUACAAGAACUUUUUCCGAUUUCCGUUCAAGAUAGGAAUGCUGAGAGCAAGAAUUUAAUGAUGCUUGUAGAUCAGGAUAAACCUCCUGAAAUGCCAAAGAAAUUAGAGACUCCAAUAUUACUUGCAGCCAAGAAUGGUAUCACUGAAAUUGUGGAAAGAAUCCUAGAACUCUGUCCAAUUGCCAUUAAUGACGUGAAUGCAGAUAAUAAGAAUAUAGUAUUGUUGGCGGUGGAGCACAGGCAACCAAAGGUAUAUGAACUCUUGCGACGACUAAAUAUCUCGAAAGUGAGUAUGUUUAGACAACUGGAUACGGAAGAGAAUAGUGCCCUGCAUCUUGCGGCAAAGCUUGGAGACAAACAGCCAUGGCGAAUUCCCGGGGCAGCAUUGCAAAUGCAAUGGGAAAACAAGUGGUAUGAGUAUGUCAGGGAUUCCAUGCCCCACAACUUUUUCCCCCGCUACAACAAGGAAGGAAAGACCCCAAGCGACUUGUUCACUGAAACCCACAGAGGCCUUGUAGAGGAUGGUAGCAAGUGGCUAACAAACACUUCUCAAUCCUGCUCCGUCGUAUCUGCACUCAUUGCUACAGUGGCCUUUACCACCUCCACAACGGUCCCCGGAGGCUUCGAGACUAAUGGCAUUCCUGCGCUCGAAAACAAGCCUGGUUUUGACCUCUUCGCCGUCUCUUCACUCGUUGCUCUCUGCUUCUCUAUCACGGCCCUAGUCAUGUUCCUCGCCAUCUUAACAUCACGAUACCAAGAGACAGAUUUUGGCAGGAAUUUACCUAGGAAACUCUUGCUGGGUUUAACUUCUUUGUUCGUGUCCAUAGCCGCGAUGUUAAUUUCAUUUUGUGGUGGCCAUUUCUUUGUGCUGAAGGAGGAGCUAAAGUUAGCGGCGGUUCCAGUGUAUGCAGUGACAUGCCUACCCGUAACGUUUUUUGCUAUGGCGCAGCUUCCUCUUUAUAUUGAUCUUUUACGGGCUACCUUAUCGGAGGUGCCACAACGCAGCCACAAGGUGGAUCCCUGACAUUUUUAAUUCCAUUUGUGUGCAAAUGCUACAUCUUUACUUCCCAGGGCAGAACCAGAAACUGUUUAGAGGUCAAUUUUUCUAUUGUGUGAUGAAUAGCUAAUGGUUUCACCUUCUACGUACAGAAGUUGUCAAAGUAAUAUAAAGAUAAAUCUCAAGAUUAAAUUCACAACAA